AUGAGGGAAGACCUGGCGCGGGAUGAACUUGGCCGCCAUCGCCGUGAACUUGAAGAUCUUGACUCGGAGGAUCAUGUGCAAGACCCCGACGCUCACUCCAUCAUUACACCGUCGAAGCAUACGCCAAAGCCAUUUCGCGUCUUGCGAGGCUCCGUGGCUGCUGGGGGACCGCUUCGUCCAUUCCGGCUACUGAAGCAAGAUAUUCUGAAUCUACGCCGGCGAUACGUCUCAGACUGGACUGUGUUCAAUCAAUUGGUUUUCGCCAGCGCGAUCUAUGUCUUCUUUACUAAUCUCCUGCCGGGAAUCACCUUUGCAAGUGACUUGUAUGUCCUGACGGGCCAGAGCUGGGGGACAAUUGAAGUUGUCUUCAGCACUGGACUCAACGGAAUUAUCUUUUCACUGUGA
Penicillium riverlandense is the source of this 405-nucleotide messenger RNA. RefSeq lists its product as uncharacterized. Gene Ontology annotation, biological process: monoatomic anion transport; monoatomic ion homeostasis; borate transport. Lineage: Eukaryota; Fungi; Ascomycota; Eurotiomycetes; Eurotiales; Aspergillaceae. The coding region runs from base 1 to 405 and encodes 134 amino acids. The record is from RefSeq and is a predicted model, not a curated record. The transcript has 2 exons. Gene Ontology annotation, molecular function: borate efflux transmembrane transporter activity; solute:inorganic anion antiporter activity. Gene Ontology annotation, cellular component: fungal-type vacuole; plasma membrane.